This is a messenger RNA of Thamnophis elegans (Western terrestrial garter snake), 1570 nucleotides long. It is a transcript of the gene EAF1, whose product is annotated as ELL associated factor 1. Gene Ontology annotation, cellular component: super elongation complex. Gene Ontology annotation, molecular function: transcription elongation factor activity. Bases 68 to 835 code for a protein of 255 amino acids. Lineage: Eukaryota; Metazoa; Chordata; Lepidosauria; Squamata; Natricidae. The record is from RefSeq and is a predicted model, not a curated record. Gene Ontology annotation, biological process: positive regulation of DNA-templated transcription; regulation of transcription elongation by RNA polymerase II. The transcript has 6 exons.
AAGGCGGUCAGGCGGGGCGGGGCGGCUGCGGGGGUUCUUGUCGUUCUCGGCGGGCGCCGCGGUAGCCAUGAACGGCGUGGCGAACCCGCUGCUGGACAAGGAGGAGCAUCCUCUGCAGCUGGGCGAAAGCUUCGAACGGCACCCUAAAGCCUCUUUCCACACCAUUCGCUAUGAUUUUAAACCAGCAUCUAUAGAUACGUCUUGUGAAGGAGAGCUUCAAGUUGGUAAAGGAGAUGAAGUCACAAUUACAUUACCACAUAUUCCUGGUUCCACACCUCCAAUGACUGUAUUCAAAGGAAACAAAAGGCCUUACCAGAAAGACUGCGUACUUAUUAUCAACCAUGACACUGGGGAAUAUGUGCUUGAAAAACUAAGCAGCAGCAUUCAAGUCAAAAAGACAAGAGCUGAAGGCAGCAGUAAAAUCCAAGCACGGAUAGAACAGCAAUCUGCUCGAGCUGCACAAUCUUCCACCCAGUUCAGAGCUCCAACAAAGCCUGCAGCUGGACCUAAAACUUCACCACUGAAAGACAAUCCUUCACCAGAACCUCAAUUGGAUGAUAUUAAAAGAGAGCUAAGAGCUGAAGUUGAAAUUAUUGAGCAGAUGAGUAGCAGUAGUGACAGCAGUUCAUCUGAAUCCGAGAGUUCCUCUGGGAGUGGUGAUGAAACUUCCAGCAGUGAUGGGGGUGAAACUGCACAUCCUUCUCCUUCUCUGCAGUGUAACAACAAGAAUGUAGUUGCCAAUGGUACUGGCAGGGCACAAGGCAACAAUCAACUCAUGAAUACUCUCAGAAAUGACUUGCAGUUGAGUGAAUCUGGGAGUGACAGCGAUGAUUAAAUUACAUUUGCUGCUUUGGUUUCGUAUCAAAUAAAAAUGUAGAUUUAAUGAAUAAUAAUACAAAAGUGGUAACUGAUCUACUGGAACCCACCUAUAUAAAUAUAAUUGUUAACAUUAUGUGACCUGAAAGGAACAAGAAAUGUUCUUGGAUAGAACUGUCCUCUCUUUAUUCUAAGUAUAAAUUAAACCUGUUGUAGUAUAAUCUUCUAACUUUUUUUCGGUAGGUGUGAAUAAUUUUAAUCUAAAACUGAAAUCUAUCUUCAAAGAUGUCAUAUACUCUGUAUUCUAAUAAGAUUCUUGCUUGAAAAUUUAAAGCAAAAGUUAUUUGUAAGCUAUAUGUCAACCAUUUUUUUAAAAGUAUACUGCAUUUUUCAGACUAUAAGACACACUUUUCCUCCCUCAAAAAGUGUGUGAAAAUGUCUGCGUUUUAUAGAGUUAAUAUUGUGGCGGUGAGGAGGGUUGGUGUGGCACUAAUCAUCUAUUCUAGGAGGCAUGAAAUGCUGCCGCCACGUAUCACUGUGUAUCGCCGCUGCUGCAGCUCGUUUGCUGCCAAUUGGUGGCAAACGGCCCAAGGCAAAUGGCCCAUGAUGAUGGUGGCAACUUCCCAAUUUUUUUUCUUGUCCUCCUCCUCUAAAGCUAAUGUGCAUCUUAUAGUCCAAAAAAUACAGUAAUUUGAUAUUCAAUGAGAUAUCAGAAUAAGAAUGAUAGUGCCUAGAUUUCAUAAGUUUAAGGCAG